AUCUCGCGAGAGCUCCGCGUGGCUGUGGCUGGCCGUGGCUUUGCAGCAGACGGAGGGAGAAGGCAGGCAGGCAGGCAGCAUCAUGGCGGACAGAGACAGUGGAAGUGAGCAGGGAGGAGCAGCCCCGGGCCCAGGCUUCGCUUCCAUGCACCUUGCGGCCGGGGGGGCGGGCUCGGCUUCCGGGCUCCAGCACGAGACGCAGGAGCUGGCGUCGAAGAGGGUUGACAUCCAAAACAAACGCUUCUAUUUGGACGUUAAGCAGAACGCGAAAGGCCGCUUCUUAAAGAUAGCAGAAGUCGGGGCCGGUGGAAACAAGAGCCGCCUCACUCUGUCCAUGUCCGUGGCGGUCGAGUUCCGUGACUACUUGGGGGACUUCAUCGAACACUAUGCCCAGCUGGGUCCGAGCCACCCGGGGAUGGUACAAGACGAGCCCAGGCGGGCGCUGAAGAGCGAGUUCCUGGUGCGGGAGAAUCGGAAAUACUACAUGGAUCUGAAAGAGAACCAGAGGGGACGGUUCCUGAGGAUCCGACAGACCGUUAACCGGGGGCCGGGUUUGGGAUCCACGCAGGGCCAGACCAUUGCACUGCCCGCCCAGGGACUUAUUGAGUUUCGUGACGCUUUGGCUAAACUUAUUGACGAUUACGGUGUUGAGGACGAACCUGCGGAGUUGCCCGAAGGGUCAUCCUUGACUGUGGACAACAAGCGCUUUUUCUUCGACGUGGGAUCCAAUAAGUACGGUGUGUUUAUGAGGGUAAGCGAGGUGAAGCCCACGUACCGUAACUCCAUCACGGUGCCCUACAAAGUGUGGUCCAAAUUUGGGAAUACUUUCAGUAAAUACGCCGAGGAGAUGAAGAAGAUCCAGGAGAAACAGCGGGAGAAAAGGGCAUGCGAGCUGCAGCAGCAAGAGGAGAUGCAGGCGGAUGAUGGAGACGAGGAUUGAUAUAGAGAGCGAAACAAAAAAGCAAAAAACAUGCAAGAGUAAUGAAAAUAACAAGAGAAGUAUAAUUAAAACUCUACUGUAUAAAGAAAGAAAUCUAAAGAUUUAACUGUAAUGGUUUAACUCCAAGGGAGCAUCACCCACAAUAUAAGAAACCUCCACAACCUGACAGUUAUGACAUGUUGUCACUCAUCGCUGGAUGUUACCCCACUUAUCCACCAUUUAAUACAGUUAACAGGCUGCUAAACAAAGUAAUAACAUUAUAUUUGAACAUUGUUUCCUACUUGACGAUAUUGAACUGAGUGUUUAUUUCCCUUAUUAACAGAAAACUUUUGUACCAGUUAAAGCUAUUGUAAAAAAAGAAAAGAAGAAAAAAAAAGUGUUUGCAAUGUUCAAAUGGAAUUAUUGCCGAGUUCAGAGGAAAAAAAAAAUGUCUCCUUUUCAUGUGAGCUAAUGACUUCAGCACAAAUCAGAUAUUUUAAUUUUUAAACCAAAAUUGAAAAACUUUGUAAAAGGUUGUCACAUGUACUUGCCAUCCUAUUUACCUUUACCUGUGAGUAGAGAUGUGUUUACACAUAAAUCAUAUGAGGGCUAGGCCUGCUUCGGAAAACUGGUUAGAUGUCAUGCAGUAUAAAAAAGGAAUAUAUAGGCAUUUUCAUGAAAUGAAAUAAGUGCUCUAUUUGUUGUGCAAUAUGCAUUGCAUAAAAGUCAAAUAUAUAUUGAACUGGUCAAUGGAUCCUGAGUGAUGACAUUUGCCAGAAGCAUUUUAAGGAAAUAUGAAUAUUGUAAUUUCUGUUUCAGUUGAAAAUGUUGCCAUGCAGAUGGAUAUAUAAUAGACUACCUUUGUGUCUCGUUGUUAAUGCAAUGUGUUCAUUUUAAAGGUACUAAAUGUGUAUUUGAUAGAGGGAAUGCAGUGACAACAUGUAGCAAAAGGCCUGAAUUGCAGAUUUAUAGAAGACAAACACCCUGCACAUACUGUGGUAAUUGGUCAAAUCCAGCAAAAGCAUUAUUGGUUCGUAUUUCUGAAACAGAGACGUUUUGUUAUCUUGUUUAGUCAUACAAGUCUAAAUGGUGCCAAGGAGUGCUGUUGCUGCAUGUUAAUCUGCACUAAGAUUUCGUUGGUCUCCCAAAAUAUUGGCUCAAGGACCCUUCCAUAUGUAUCUAAAUCUGCCUAUAGUACACAGAUCUCAAGUUCAAGUACUGAGUGAGUUCCAUCCAGAGGUUUGGUGUAGUCAUAGUGGAAGAUGUUUAAAAGCGUAAUUUUAAAAGGAGCGACCUUGUCAACGGUAAUCAAAGCAUCACCAACACAGAAUGAGGAGGGCUUCUGAGAAGCACGCCUGGCUUAACCGUGAUGAAGAGGGUUCGAUUCACCUUGCUGAAUCUCGAGUUUGUCAUUGGAAGUGCCCUUCCUGAAAGGUUUCGGAUCUCGAGGUGUGAAGUUCAGUGGGGCUACUUUAGAUACAUUCUCUAAACUCUACUUCAGAUUUGUAAGCCCAAAUAUCUACCUGUUGGUGGUGAGAUUGUGUCUUGGUCUAAUUGUAAAUAUUUGGGCUGCCACACGGAAAAUAACUGGUUCUAGCCCAGUUCAGUCGCAUCUCAUAGAUGUGUGAUAGCAGUUUUAUAAACUCUGUCAGUAAUCUCCAGAGAAGCUGGCAACAAUCAGAUAAUGUCAGAGUUACCUCAGCAUUGAAUUAAAUGAUUGCUCCCAUGUUUAGAUUGACUGGAAACCAGCAAACUAGACUGUCCUUGACCACCUAUUUUUGGAGCCUUUGGUAUAGCCUAAAUGAUACCUGAUUGGGAGCAUCCUCUUCAGCAUAUAAACAACCUGGUGCCUUACACACUCCGCAUGCUUACACGCUGGCCUGGUGCUUUGGAUCGCAGUUUGGCUUCUUUCUUACGUUCUUGUUUCCUCUUUCUUCCAUUUUUUUUGGUUUUUUUUGUGUGUCUCAGCCCCCUUGUGUGCUAGUGCACGACUCGUGGUGCUAAAAGAGCUCGUUCCGAACUCUUUAACAAAAAACAGGAGCAGAAUUCUUAACUCUUAUUUUUUUUUCUUCUUCUUCUUCUUCUUCUUCUUCUUCUUCUUCUUCUUCUUCUUUUUCUGCUACCUUCCUCCUUCCCUAACUUCAUUGCCAUCCCCAUUCCCCAGCCAUCCAGGUAUCGGCCUACUUGUAAACAUGGAAAUGGGUGGUCACCUUGAUGCAAGAUGAUGCAGAAGAGUCGGCUCUUCACUAGACAAGCGCACUAGCAGGGAGAGCAGGGGCUGAUUGGGAACAUCAGCAGUGGCCUGACAUGGUAGAAAUAGUCUGAAAGCCCCCCCCACCCCUUGAAAUGCUUGUUCUUCGGCUUGGGUAGUUACGUGUAAGUUAUUUGCUCAAUUAAUGGGGAGUAGCAAGCAUGUCUUGUUUUUUUUUUAAUUUUGUUUCUUUUUGUUUAUCUAGUUUGACCUUUCUGGCGUUAUUCCACAUUAUUUGUAAUUUUGGAAUGUUUUCGCCCACACAAAAAAUAUAUCUAUUUUUUUUGUGCAACAUUUCAUCACUGUGUGCAAUAUCGUAUGUGCCAAUGGUGGCAAUAUAUGUAUAUCAAUUAAAUAUAUGAUUACUAUUUGAAAGCAUGUGGCUGAAUUCCAUGUUUAUUUCUCUUGAAGGAGUUGUACGCCUUUAUUUGCACUCAAAGCUCCAUCCUGGAGGAAAAUAUACUAAACCAAGGUCUUAGCAGCCUGUUGGGUCAAGCAGUUCACACAUGUACUUUAACUUGAACUAGAUCAUUGUCUCUGCAAGUAUGCCCCUCUCAAGGAAACGGGCACACUUGGCUAAUGGUUUGUUGAAGGUAGACUGUAAACAUACAAUGGAGUUUUUUGUGAAAAGGAAAAAUUAAAAAAAAAAAAAAGAAAAGAACGAAAACCAGUGAAAACUCCAUUUUAGCUUUAAGCUAAGAAAAGGUGCUUCAGUCAAUCCUCAUUAAGGUGUACGGUGAACUGUCUUCAGUGGUUGUUGUGUGUAGCACUUUGCUUUCCCAGGUGAAUGAAAUGCCUGACCAAUACUUGUUUAAUAUGAUCUCAACAAAGAAUGUCGUUCUCUGUUAUGUUGCCUCUUUUUUUUUUUAAGAGGGUAUUUGAUUUGCUCAUUUGGUUUUGAUGCAUUACAUAUAAUUUAUGUACAUUUGACAAAUUUAAAAAGAAUAAUAAAUUUAAUUUACCCAUGAGGGAAAAUCUACAUUCAAUAUGUAUGUGUUCUUCAUGUUUCAUUUCUUGUUGGG
This is a messenger RNA of Salarias fasciatus (jewelled blenny), 4192 nucleotides long. It is a transcript of the gene puraa, whose product is annotated as purine-rich element binding protein Aa. Gene Ontology annotation, cellular component: nucleus. The record is from RefSeq and is a predicted model, not a curated record. Bases 83 to 940 code for a protein of 285 amino acids. Gene Ontology annotation, molecular function: purine-rich negative regulatory element binding; DNA-binding transcription factor activity, RNA polymerase II-specific; RNA polymerase II transcription regulatory region sequence-specific DNA binding. Lineage: Eukaryota; Metazoa; Chordata; Actinopteri; Blenniiformes; Blenniidae. The transcript has a single exon. Gene Ontology annotation, biological process: regulation of transcription by RNA polymerase II.